Crotalus tigris (Tiger rattlesnake) is the source of this 2321-nucleotide messenger RNA. Its product is annotated as transcription factor 15-like. The transcript is spliced from 7 exons. NCBI's taxonomy places the organism in Eukaryota, Metazoa, Chordata, Lepidosauria, Squamata, Viperidae. Gene Ontology annotation, biological process: developmental process; regulation of transcription by RNA polymerase II. The record is from RefSeq and is a predicted model, not a curated record. Gene Ontology annotation, molecular function: protein dimerization activity; DNA-binding transcription factor activity, RNA polymerase II-specific; RNA polymerase II transcription regulatory region sequence-specific DNA binding. The coding region runs from base 100 to 612 and encodes 170 amino acids.
GGGACUUUUUGGUAGAGCAGCGGCUGCUGAUGCUAACAGGAGCAAGGUGGCAGCUGCUGGGCAUAAAAGUGAUGGAGCUGAGGGGCUGCUGGCUUGACCAUGAAGUCGAGCGGGGGUGCUGCAUCCGAUCUGGAGGAGCUGGAGAGUGGCAGCAGCGAGAGCAGCUCGGGCCGCUCCCUGCCCGGCACUGGGGCCCAAAGCAAAUGCAAACGCAAGAGCCCUCGGUCGAGUGGUCGCAACAAGCAGAGGCAGGCAGCCAAUGCUCGGGAAAGGGACCGAACGCACAGCGUCAACUCCGCUUUCAGCGCCCUCCGCACACUCAUCCCGACCGAGCCUGCAGACCGUAAGCUGUCUAAGAUCGAGACCCUGCGCCUGGCCUCCAGCUACAUCUCUCACCUGGCGAAUAUGCUGCUCCUACAGCAGCAGCAGCAGCAGCAGUCACCUGGUGGGAACUUAGCUGAGGAGACCUUGCUUGUGAGGCAGCCCUGCCUGCAGUAUCAGCCUCUCCUGCAAGGCAACCCUGCCACGGGGAGCCCAAGAUCCAUCUGCACCUUCUGUCUGAGCAACCAGAGGAAACUGCACAGAGAACGGGACAAACACCUGUCACUCUAAAAAAUUAUAUGAAUGUUGAUUCAGAUGAGCUGCUUGUGUAAAUGCUGGACCGGAUACAGAACAGCUCUAGCAGACCAGUUCCAAGGGCUUUUUUUGCAAAUGAAAUUGAACACGGUGAGGAAAGUUGCACCUGGUGCGGCAGCUAUUUUUGUUCAAGAAAUGCUAACCCUAAGCAGCCAAGCUGUGAUACUGAUGCCUCCCAAACUGAUGUCACAUGAUGGAACUUGAGCUUCCCAACAUCCAGCAUCUCCUUAUCGUGGAGAUGUCAGCGCAUCAGAACUCCUAACCAUAACUGAACACACCAAGGAAUGGCAUGUUUCUCUUUUUUCAAAGGCUCCCUGGCUCCUGCCAGCAAACCCAAAGGUUUCCACUGAGAUGGAAGGUCAGAUUGUAGCUGAUGUAACUCCCAACUAGAUAUUGCUCCCUUCUACACAAGUCUCAGGCCCCAAUCAACACUUUUAGACAUGAUGUUCUUCAAAAUUCUCCAGGAGCCAUUCAUUCUCCUUUCUCAUUGUGCUUCUGCUAUUCCGAAGUUCCUUGGAGACAAAUACCAACUAAAGAAGAUGGGGGAAAUGGCCCAUUCCUGCAUCAACAUCUGAGUGAUUACAUCAAGGUUUUUGAUGGAGCAAGACUGGGCCUGUGUUUAGUCCAAUCCAAACUUUUGUUUUAAAACACUGCUGUGGCACAUAUAAAGGCAACAGUGGGCGAGGGUGAGAACUUAUUUGGCAUUGUGCUACAUGACUGACUGGAAACAAGAAAGUGAGAGAGUCCAUGGGCUUCCUAUUUGUAGAGCUAAUGUAAAAGUAGACUCUUCAUUACCUACACAGGAAGAAAAGCCAUUUAAAGCAAAAUCUUUUCUGCAGAAAUGCGAGGAGCAAAUGGAAAGUGCAAAUGUCACAGAUGGCAAUUAGUCCUGGUUUAGUAAAACUCCCAUAAGCAUCCAUAUUCGAUGUGAACACAUAGUUUUGCUAUAGUUUGAUCAUUUCUGCUACCACAUUAAGCUUUAUGAUCCUAGAAUGAAGGAGGCAACUUAUAACUCUAUAAAAAUGCACAGGGAGAGAAUUACACUCUGGAACCAGUCUUGGAGGAAGGACAGCUACUGAAAAAAACAUGCCUUCCACUCCUAAACCUCUGCCAAUUCAGGAGGAUGCAGUGACUAAGUGUAUUGAAGGCCACUGAAAAAUCAAGUAGGGUCAGGAUGGACGCCUAUUCUAAGGCCAACACAGGCCUAUUCUAAGGCCAAUUCUAAGCCAACACAAGUGUAAUCAGUGCUGCCUCAAUGCUACAAAUGGAAUGUGACUGAAAGAAAUCCAGAUUCCUCAAGGGUCCUUUGGAACUGCUAGUCUAUCACUUUCUCAACAAGCUUUCCUAAAAAGAGAAGAUUGGAGACUGGGAGAAAAGCAUCCAGUACUUUUGAAUCUAGUACUAAUUUCUUGAAGAAAGGGUGAACCAUCACUUCCUCCAGAGCAAGCAUAAAUAUUCUGUUCUUCAAAGAAGCAUUCACCAUGACUUGAAUAUCAGCUCCUGUCUAAAUCUAAAACAGAGUAGCAGAACAUAAAGCCCCAUGGAUCCUGUCCACUUUCUUAAUGCAAUAAAAUAAAUUUGGUAUUUUUGUUAUUGAUUAGCAUUUAUUAAAAGUUAUAUAAAAAGUGAUUGAACUCAAAUUGUCUUCACAAUGCUACUAAUAUUAAUUUGUUUAUUAUAUAUAG